AUGGCGAGCACACAGGCCAGCAAGCCGGCCUGGCUAGGUCCGACCUCCCGCAUCCUGCUGGGCUCCUCCUCCAAAUCUCGCAGGGGUAUCAUGGACGAGCUGGCGGCCGAGCUGGGCUUCAGCUACGAAUGCGCAUCGGCUGACAUCGACGAGCAGGCCAUCAGGCACGAGGACCCCCACCAGCUUGUCCGCCAGCUGGCCGCCGCAAAGGCAGAUGCCAUUGCCUCCAGGCUCGCGAGCCAGGGAACUGCCCCCUCUGGGCUGCUCAUCACCUGCGAUCAGGUGGUCGUGCACAGGGACAGGAUCCUGGAGAAGCCUCGGGACGAAGCAGAGGCGAGGGUAUUUAUCCGAGGCUAUGCCAGCGCGCCUGCAUCCACCGUUGGGAGUGUCAUGGUCACCGACCUGGAAACGCGGGCCUCAGCCUGCGCUGUCGACGUGACCACUAUCGAGUUCUCUGCCAUCCCGGAGGCCAGCAUCGAGGCGCUGAUCGAGGAGGGCGAGGUGUUCUGGUGCGCCGGAGGCCUGAUGGUGGAGCACGCGCUGGUGGCCCCCCACAUCGUGAGGAUGGAGGGCGGCAUGGACGCCGUCAUGGGCCUGUCCAAGGCCACCACGCUGCGAUUACUGCAGCAGGCGGCCCAGAGAUGA
Molecule: messenger RNA, 645 nt
Organism: Auxenochlorella protothecoides
Lineage: Eukaryota; Viridiplantae; Chlorophyta; Trebouxiophyceae; Chlorellales; Chlorellaceae
Product: Maf-like protein
Exons: 4
Coding region: 1-645 (214 amino acids)
Molecular function (GO): nucleoside triphosphate diphosphatase activity
Source: RefSeq, a predicted model, not a curated record